UGGUUUGAGCAGUUUUUCACUCCUGCAGGAUCCAUUGUGACGGAAUGAGCCUGUUGUAGAAGAUCAUUACAGAUCAUAAUGUCAGCCUCCUCUGACACUUUGAUGUUUCGUCUCCCCACCCACGGUGAGGCCAUCCUUAGCAAAAUGAACACUCUGAGAGAGGAUCACCGCUUCUGUGAUGUCACACUCCUUAUCGGGGGUCUACGAGGCACCGCCGUCCAGCAAUUCCAUGGCCACAGAGUGGUGCUUGCAGCGUCCUCAGACUUCCUGCGUGACCAAUUCGUGCUCCAUGAGGGCCAGGCAGAGCUGAGCGUGGGUGUAGUUUCCAGCGUGGAGGUCGGUGAGAGACUGCUCCUGUCCUGCUACACCGGGCUCCUGGAGGUCCCUCUGAGGGAGUUGGUGAACUACCUCACUACAGCCAGCAGCCUUCAGAUGAGCCAGGUGGUGGAGAAGUGUGCCCAGGCUGUCUCCCAGUACCUCAGUCCAACUCUAGCUUUCCUGAAUCAGGAGAUACGAUCAGAGGAGAAGGAAAUCCUGCAGCCAGACGGUGGUUGGCCAGACCUCAGCUCCAAAAAUCAGGAGGAAAGGGAUGGAGCCCAACCCAACAACAGUAUCCAGGAAGCAAACAGAGAGGAAGGUGGUACAAUUGUGAUUCAGUCCAAGUCCAGGCUCUGCCAAGGAGCGAAGGCGGAAAGUCAAGGACUGAGGGCGGAAAGAGAGGAGAGGAGGGAGGCAAGAGCUAAAAUACAGUCAUCUGAAGAUGCAGCCUGUUGUUUCAAUACCCGGGAGUCAGAGGAAGGUAGAGACAUCCAGCAAAUCACCCAAGCUGUUCACACAAAUGAGCAAUCCUAUCAAGUUCACAACACGCCAGGUGUCCUGAGAUAUGCUCAACAUGAAGAGGGGCUGCACGGCUCCCAAAACCCAAAUGAAAAACUCUCAGCUCAACUGCAAGAAUGUCGGGAGCAGAUGGACUCCGGUUUAUUCUGCCUCUCUGGAGCACAUCUGUCAAAAGGUCACAGAACUGUAGAUGAGCUGACAGAAGGUUCAGAGAGCACAUCAGUCCAGAGGCCGUACCUGUGCAGGAGGUGUGACAGAGUCUUCCAACACCUGGAAAGCUAUGCGGGACACCUGAAGGAGCACAGACAGCACCUGUGUUUGGUCUGUGGGGAAGGCUUCACCCACAGGAGCACCCUGUCUCACCACAUACGCGUCCACACCGGUGUCAAACCUCUCAGGUGCCCGCUGUGCCACAAGACAUUUUCUCACAAGGCCCCACUGCAAGACCACUUCAACCUGCACACAGGGGACAAGCCCCACAAGUGUAACUACUGUGCAAUGCAGUUUGCACACAAGCCAGGCCUCAGGCGCCACCUGAAGGAAACUCAUGGUAAGAGUAGCCUGCAGAACAAGCUUGAGGAGGCAGAAGAGGACUGA
Molecule: messenger RNA, 1434 nt
Organism: Paralichthys olivaceus (Japanese flounder)
Lineage: Eukaryota; Metazoa; Chordata; Actinopteri; Pleuronectiformes; Paralichthyidae
Product: zinc finger and BTB domain-containing protein 26-like
Biological process (GO): regulation of transcription by RNA polymerase II
Molecular function (GO): RNA polymerase II cis-regulatory region sequence-specific DNA binding; DNA-binding transcription factor activity, RNA polymerase II-specific; protein binding
Source: RefSeq, a predicted model, not a curated record